Gymnogyps californianus (California condor) is the source of this 2353-nucleotide messenger RNA. RefSeq names its product fragile X messenger ribonucleoprotein 1 (gene FMR1). Lineage: Eukaryota; Metazoa; Chordata; Aves; Accipitriformes; Cathartidae. Gene Ontology annotation, cellular component: postsynaptic density; growth cone; membrane. Gene Ontology annotation, molecular function: translation regulator activity; mRNA 3'-UTR binding; protein homodimerization activity. Bases 152 to 1849 code for a protein of 565 amino acids. The transcript is spliced from 15 exons. The record is from RefSeq and is a predicted model, not a curated record. Gene Ontology annotation, biological process: regulation of mRNA stability; positive regulation of protein phosphorylation; regulation of dendrite morphogenesis.
GGCUCGGCGUGAACCGAGAUUCCCCUUCCCCUCCCCCGCCCCGGCACACGCUCCCCUCCUCCUCCUCUUCCCCCUCCUGCGCCGAGAGAGAGAAAGGGAAGGGAGGAGGCGCCGGGCCUGGGUCUCCCGCACCGAGCCGCCGCGGCACAACAUGGAGGAGCUGGUGGUGGAGGUGCGGGGCUCCAACGGGGCCUUCUACAAGGCAUUUGUAAAGGAUGUGCAUGAAGAUUCUAUAACAGUUGCAUUUGAAAACAACUGGCAACCAGAGAGACAAAUACCAUUCCAUGAUGUGAGGUUUCCACCACCUGCAGGCUAUAAUAAAGAUAUAAAUGAAAGUGAUGAAGUAGAGGUUUAUUCCAGGGCAAAUGAAAAAGAACCCUGCUGUUGGUGGUUGGCUAAAGUGAGAAUGAUAAAGGGUGAGUUCUACGUAAUAGAAUAUGCAGCCUGUGAUGCUACAUACAACGAAAUUGUCACAAUUGAGCGUUUGAGAUCUGUGAACCCCAAUAAACCCGCAACAAAAGAUACUUUCCAUAAAAUCAAACUGGCAGUUCCAGAAGAUUUAAGGCAAAUGUGUGCCAAAGAAUCUGCACAUAAGGACUUCAAAAAGGCAGUUGGAGCUUUUUCUGUAACGUAUGAUUCUGAAAACCACCAGCUUAUUAUUUUGUCAAUCAAUGAUGUAACAACAAAGCGGGCAAAUAUGCUGAUUGAUAUGCACUUUCGAAGUCUUCGUACCAAGUUAUCCCUGAUACUGAGAAAUGAAGAAGCUAGCAAACAGCUGGAGAGUUCUAGACAACUUGCGUCACGAUUUCAUGAACAGUUUGUUGUACGUGAAGACCUAAUGGGUUUGGCCAUUGGCACUCAUGGUGCUAAUAUUCAGCAAGCCAGAAAAGUCCCUGGAGUGACUGCUAUUGAUCUUGAUGAAGAUACUUGCACAUUCCAUAUUUAUGGAGAGGAUCAAGAUGCAGUGAAAAAGGCAAGAAGUUACCUUGAAUUUGCUGAAGAUGUCAUACAAGUCCCAAGAAAUUUAGUAGGAAAAGUAAUAGGAAAAAAUGGAAAACUGAUUCAGGAGAUAGUGGACAAAUCUGGUGUUGUAAGAGUGAGAAUUGAGGCUGAAAAUGAUAAAAAUAUUCCACAAGAAGAGGGAAUGGUACCAUUUGUGUUUGUGGGAACCAAGGAUAGCAUCACUAAUGCAACUGUUCUUCUGGAUUAUCAUCUUAAUUAUUUAAAGGAAGUGGACCAGCUGCGUUUGGAAAGAUUGCAAAUUGAUGAGCAGCUUCGACAGAUUGGAGCUACUUCUAGGCCACCACCAAAUCGUACAGAUAAGGAAAAAGGGUACAUGACUGAUGAUGGUCCAGGACUUGGACGCGGUAGUCGACCUUACAGAAACAGAGGGCAUAGCAGACGUGGUCCAGGCUAUGCUUCAGGAACUAAUUCUGAAGCAUCAAAUGCUUCUGAAACAGAAUCUGAUCACAGAGAUGAACUUAGUGAUUGGUCAGCAGCCCCAGCAGAAGAGGAGCGAGACAACUACCUUCGUAGAGGAGAUGGGCGAAGACGUGGAGGUGGUGCAAGAGGGCAAGGAGGGAGGGGUCGUGGAGGAUUCAAAGGAAAUGAUGAACAGUCACGAACAGAUAACCGUCAGCGUAACUCAAGAGAUGCAAAAGGGAGAACAGCAGAUGGAUCUCUUGAGGAUGAGUUAUGUUGGGAGGAAGAAAUAAUGAGCAGCUGCAAGCUGCCGCCUUCUGCGUGGUGUUACCAGGAGUCAUGGUUCCGAUGGGAGAUUGAGAUGACUCUUGGUUUGGUUUUAGAAAACCUGUUUAAGAAAGGAGGGGGGAAAAAAUGGAACAAGUGACCAAAUGCUUAGUUUUCCAAGUGGGAAUGCUGAACUUGAAGGUGUAGCACCUGAAUACGCAUCUGAAAUGCAAACAAUUAACAUGCCAAAAAAAAUUUUUUUGGCCAUACAACUUUUAUAGUUAAUCAGUAAUUAACUUACAAAGUUUGAAGUAGACAGUGGAGAACUGUGGUGCUGAAAAAGAAACUAAGGCACUUAUCAACAAGUCAUCAUUUUUUUUCUGUUGCUCUGAGAUUUGGAUGAGAUGAUAUUCUAUAUGAAAAUAAGUACUUGCAUGUCGUUGAAACCUGACUGAUCAAGUUGUAAAAAUUCUGUAAUAUUUCAAGGAAUAAAGGCUUACCCCCUUUACGAGCAUAAAAAUUUUGCUUCCAAAAUGCUUUUUUGAGAUUUUUUAUGACCACUUAAGAGGGCCACAGAAGUCUUUUUGGUGGAUUAAAUUAAACUUUUUUCAGAUUCAAAAGGUGGCUGAGUAGAUUUAUUUUUUUGAGUGUUAGUAUCAUUUCA